Molecule: messenger RNA, 2629 nt
Organism: Cynara cardunculus var. scolymus (artichoke)
Lineage: Eukaryota; Viridiplantae; Streptophyta; Magnoliopsida; Asterales; Asteraceae
Product: vacuolar-sorting receptor 2-like
Exons: 12
Coding region: 519-2399 (626 amino acids)
Molecular function (GO): calcium ion binding
Source: RefSeq, a predicted model, not a curated record
AAGACUUGAUCAAAUGGCGGUUUACAUCUCUCCUCCUCUGUUUCCACCACCCACACGAGUCUCGAUUCUUUCUCUGUUUGUAAAUUUCUCUUUGAUUUACACUUGUAACAUCUUAGUCUCAGAACUAAGACGUAAUCAUUUGCAUACCUUUGCCUUUUUCUCUUAUUUUGUUUAUCCAGAGACCCCCUCUCCUCAUUUCUUCUUCACCCUCUCUCAAAUUCACCUGAAAACGCAUGUCGAUUUGAUUAAAGAAAUUGCUAUUCUGGAGUAUUCAAUGAUUUUGAGAUUUGGGUUGAAAUCAACAUCAAAUUCAGUUUUUGAUUGUUGGGUUUCUUAUAUUUAAGCCGCUGGAUUUCAUUUUCUCGUAAGGGUCAUUUGUUUUGAUCAAAUUUGAUUGAAUGUGUACGAAGAAUCUCAUCAAAUUCGGGCUUUGAUUAUUGGGUUUUUUGAGUUUAUCUCUUUGAAUUUCAUUCUGUCAUCUGGGUGAUUCUCUUUUGCUUGAAAGAAAUUGAGAAAUUAUGAGGGAAGGGAAAUUAGGGUUUGUAAUUUGUGUUUUGUUCUUCUGGAUGUUUGAAUCUACAUUGGGUAGAUUUGUGGUUGAGAAGAACAGUUUGAGGGUGACUUCACCUCAGAAUUUAAAAGAUACUUAUGAAUGUGCAAUUGGUAAUUUUGGUGUUCCUCAAUAUGGAGGAACAUUAGCUGGUGCUGUUGUUUUUCCAGAUAUCAAUCAGAAGGCUUGCAAGAGCUUUGAUGAUGAUGUGUCUUUUAAAUUCAAAUCUGGUGCUGGCCUUCCUGUUUUCCUUCUUGUUGAUCGUGGCGACUGUUAUUUUACCUUAAAGGCAUGGAACGCACAGAAAGCUGGAGCUGCCGCCAUUCUUGUUGCAGAUGACAGGCCCGAGCCUUUGAUCACCAUGGACACACCAGAAGAAGAAAAUGCACGUUAUGAUUACUUACAGAACAUAUCCAUCCCUUCAGCACUCAUAAGCCAAGCACUUGGGGAGGCCAUAAAACGAGAACUAAAUAAGCCCGAAAUGGUAAAAGUGAAUCUUGAUUGGAGAGAAGCUCUUCCUCAUCCGGAUGACAGAGUUGAGUAUGAGUUUUGGACCAAUAGCAAUGAUGAGUGUGGGCCCAAGUGCGAAAGUCAAAGAGAUUUUGUCAAAGAAUUUAAAGGGGUGGCCCAAAUUCUCGAGAAAAAAGGGUACACACAAUUCACGCCACAUUAUAUCACGUGGUAUUGCCCUGAGGCUUUCAUUUUGAGUAAGCAAUGCAAGUCUCAAUGUAUUAAUCAUGGAAGAUAUUGUGCUCCUGAUCCGGAAGAGGAUUUCAGUCUAGGGUAUGAUGGGAAGGAUGUUGUUGCACAAAACUUACGGCAGGCGUGUUUCUUUAAAGUGGCUAAUGAAAGUGGAAAGCCAUGGCUUUGGUGGGAUUAUGUGACGGAUUUUUCUAUUCGUUGCCCAAUGAAAGAUAGACUGUACACCAAAGAUUGUGCCGAAGAAGUAAUCAAAUCACUUGGGGCUGACCUGAAGAAAAUAAAUGAAUGCGUAGGCGAUACAGAAGCAGACAAGGAGAACUCAGUGCUCAAGGCUGAGCAGAACGCACAGAUAGGUAAAGGUAACCGUGGAGACGUGACAAUGCUACCAACUCUUAUAAUAAACAACAGACAGUUCCGGGGUAAGCUUGACAAAGGAACGGUUCUGAAGGCCAUUUGUUCAGGAUUCGAGGAGACAACUGAGCCAGUCAUUUGUUUAAGAGAUGGAAUUGAAACAAAUGAGUGUAUGGAAAACAAUGGUGGAUGCUGGAUGGACAAAUCAUCAAAUAUCACAGCGUGCAGGGAUACUUUUAGGGGGAGAGUGUGCCAAUGCCCGAUUGUGCAGGGUGUAAAGUUUUUUGGCGAUGGUUAUAAACAUUGUGAAGCUUCGGGAGCUCUGCGCUGCGGACUUAACAAUGGAGGCUGUUGGAAAGAUACCCAGCAGGGCAGGACUUAUUCUGCUUGUAUUGAUGAUCAUACUAAAGGUUGCAAGUGUCCAUCAGGAUUCAGAGGGGAUGGAUAUAAAAAUUGUGAAGACAUAGACGAAUGUGAAGAGAAGACCGCUUGUCAAUGUUCCGACUGUAGAUGCAAGAAUACGUGGGGUAGUUAUGAUUGUCAUUGUGGUAGCAAUUUGCUCUACAUGAGAGAACACGACACAUGUAUAAGUAAAGAUGCUAAGCCGGGAAUUGGCUGGGGAUUUGUGUGGGUUAUCAUUCUUGGUUUAGCAGUUGCUGGUGCCAUAGGAUAUGCAUUCUACAAAUACAGAAUCCGGACGUACAUGGAUUCUGAGAUCCGGGCUAUCAUGGCACAAUACAUGCCAUUGGAUAAUCAAGCCGAAGUUGCAGUUCAUGGAUCACAUGGAAACGUCUAAAGAAAACCGCAGCAACAAAAUAGAAAAGAAAAGAUAACAAUUUUAGAAAAAACUGACAUAUUGAUCCGAAACCACUAUCUAUUGGGUUAACGAUGCAUAUUAUACACGUUAUGCACAUUAAAAACACUCGAUCUGCAGAAAAUUUGCUGAUCUACACAUCUAAAUUCAUCAAUUAGAUUCGUUUGUAAGUUAAGAUGUUAUUAGAGUAAUAAAUGGUCGACUUUGUGGAU